Molecule: messenger RNA, 1386 nt
Organism: Alternaria rosae
Lineage: Eukaryota; Fungi; Ascomycota; Dothideomycetes; Pleosporales; Pleosporaceae
Exons: 3
Coding region: 240-1295 (351 amino acids)
Source: RefSeq, a predicted model, not a curated record
AGAAGGCACGACAAGAAUCUAGGGUCAUAGGCCCCACUUUGAGCUCUCACUUUCACCUUAUCGCGACGGAAUCUCUUAGAAUCCUGUUCGUUCAAGGUGCCAGCUUGGCAAGGCCUUUCGUCUCCGCGUCCACCCUCUUCCAUCCGCCACCGCAGCACGCUCACACGGUCGCGUCGCACCCAUACCCACACCCGCUAUAGCGCUGUUAACGCAUCAUUGUUGCUAAGAUCGUGGAAGUCAUGUCUCUCUCAUCACCUCAGGCACAUACGUCCACCAAGGGUAGAUUCAUAGGCGGUAGUACGACUGGUGACUAUGGCAGUCCACUUCGGCCACGCUUCGAGAGGGACGAGCAGUCUUUGCCUACUGUGGCAGAGGACGGAUCCAAUGGAAGCGCGUCCACUGAUUUACACUCUGUUUCUGGAGGAUCAUCGUCGCAGCUCAGCUACACCAAUGCCAUGAGCUGCCCUAUGGAUGCUUCUCGAGGACCAGUCAACAACCAGAUGCCUCACGCAAAGCAGCAGCUUCUAACAACUUCUCAGCGAGCUCAUCCUAUGACAGUCAAUGGAAAAAUGCCGCCGUCUCUUGCGUCUCCAUCGUUCACUUUUCCGCAGGGCACUCAGCAGUACGGUGACUACACUCAGAAGAUGGCGCCCACUAAGAUCAACCACCUCAAGGACACUGGUUCACGACGUGGCAUCUCCCACACAAGCCAGAGGUCCGAUAACUGGCGUUCAUCCGGUCGCGCAUCGUUCAACCAGUCCAACCGUCACCCAUCCACCAUGGUCAACCCUGCACCAGCAUUUCCGCCCACGAUGACCGACAUCCCCGAGUAUCUAGCUGUACAAGAGAUGGCUUUCCGUCAGGGUCAAUACGACUCCGGUAACUCUCGCAACAGGAUUCCGGUAAGCCCUUUCGCCAACCACUUCGACCAGGUCUGGGAGCGAUUCUUCCAAAUGGGUGCAGCCUACGGAGGAACGCCUGCUACAUCGCCCGUAGAGCCGUCUCUAACUCACGAGAACUUCGUAUGGUCUAUCCUGAUCAACCCCGCUACACAAGAACUAGAGCAUCUCAAUGGUUCCGUGGACAUGGUAUGGGCCCACAAGAUGUGCAUCAUGUCCUUGAACUGCAUGGAAGAACUCAUCCGCGUCGUGCGCAACCGUCCCAAGGACUGGGAGAAGAUUGUCUGCGACAUUCCUUUCCCGAUUAAGCAGACCAUAGUGGCCUUCCCUGACCUCUGCGAGUACUACGAGGCCCUCCAGCAAGAGGCCAACGAGGCAUUCGGCGGCGGAUUCUGAAGCUUGUCAAAUGCGUCAGCUACAACUUCGUGGAGUGCGAUUAUCAUCCUAUACUCGGAGUUUUGGCCACCUGGUAACAAUAACGACAUAC